Messenger RNA from Pristis pectinata (smalltooth sawfish), 2876 nucleotides. RefSeq names its product surfeit 6 (gene surf6). Gene Ontology annotation, biological process: ribosomal large subunit biogenesis; ribosomal small subunit biogenesis. Gene Ontology annotation, cellular component: nucleolus. Gene Ontology annotation, molecular function: RNA binding; DNA binding. Lineage: Eukaryota; Metazoa; Chordata; Chondrichthyes; Rhinopristiformes; Pristidae. Bases 166 to 1206 code for a protein of 346 amino acids. The transcript has 5 exons. The record is from RefSeq and is a predicted model, not a curated record.
GAUCAGAUCGCGACCAAAGAGUUCAGCCUGGUAGCAUAGUGAUGACGGCGGUGGGUCCAAGGGCUGGCAGCGUGGUCAUCGUGGAGAGACAUUCACCUUACUUCAGGCAGCUCCUUCAGCCCUCACAGGUAAAUAGACCUUCUCCUGGCUGCAUUACAGUUCAGAAUGGAUGCCCUGACUCUUGCUGCAAAAGACAAGUACCUGCAGAGUUUAGGAAGCAAAGUAUGUGCAUUCCAGAACCAGGAGCCACGUAAACGAAAGUUUGUUUCUAAAAGAGAGGGAUCUGCAAACACAGCAGAAUCUAAGAAGAAGAGGAAGAAAAGAGAAAAGCAGCUGAGUAAGGAGACAAAAGUGCCUCAGGCAGUGAAUGGGAAUCAACCUAAAACUGUUAAAGGUGAAACAAAACAGAACAAAAGCCACCAGAGUCCCAGAGUCCUCAGCAAUGUGGACACGGGUUCAUUUUCGACAGUAAAUAUUCUACGUCAGAGACUGCAUGAAAAAAUUCAAGAAUGCCAAGGGCAGGGUAACCAAAAAGGCUUGUUGCCUGAAGAACUAGAAAAGAAACGUCUGCGCAGAAAGCAGGAGAGGGAAAGGAAGAAACGAAAAAGGAAAGAAUUGCGAAUGAAGAAACAGGAGAAGACUGUUCAGGAGAGCAACGUGGUAACAACUGAAGAUGGGGAGAAAAAAGAUGAAGUAGAGAAAGUAGAAACUCAGAUACUCUUCAACAAAGUGGAAGUGACAAAUGAGACAGUUAAAGACAAGAAACUAAAUAAGAAAGAGAAGAAAAAGAGCAUUAAAGGUGGCAUCACACCUUUGACUGGCAGAAACUACAAACAACUUUUGUCUAGGCUGGAAGCCCAUAAGAAUAAGAUUGAAGAAUUAAAAAGUAAAGAUGAAAAUAAAGCAAAGGAAGUAGAAGCAAAAAUGAAGUGGACCAAUAUUCUGUACAAAGCCGAAGGUCUGAAAAUUAAGGACAAUGAAGAAAUGUUAAAGGCUUCAUUAAAAAGAAAGGAAAAACUCAAAUCCCAGCGGCAGAAACGCUGGGAAAAACGAACAGAGCAUGUUGUUGAGAAGAUGCAGCAACGCCAAGAUAAGAGGAAAGCAAAUUUAAGGAAAAAGAAAGAGGCUGCAAUAGAACGAAGGAAAAACAAGGCAAGAAAGAAGGGACGUAUACUUCCUGAAGAUUUUAAAAAAGUAAAUCUUUGAGAGGGAUAACUGAGUUUUAUUGUGCCCUGAAAAAUAGGCAGUGCAGUAUGCCAGUCCCACAGUGUUUCAAAUUUUUUGUAAAUCCUUGGAUACAUAGCAAUUUUUUUCUUUAAUAAUUUCACUGUAUUAAAGGAAGGACUUGAUGCUGUUUAAUCUUUUCUGAAUACCUGUUUUUAUUAAGAUUAAAUAUUUUUAACACCAUUGGUUCAUUCAGCAAUUUUGACUUCUGCCCUGGUAAGUUUCCUGGCAGUGUUUGCUUUUAAAGUUCACACACAAGUCAUGGUCACUUGGGUAACCAACAUCCUUGGGAUCAUACUCCAAUAAAGAAUCACUAUUUUAUGGAGAGAGCAGAAUUGUUGAAAACUAACAUCCGCUGCCUUGAAUGAGAAGUUAAUUUUCUUCCCCAGUUAUUCAUUGAGCAAUAAACUAAUUCUUGCUCACUGUGGCAAGCACAACUGAUAAUAAAUUAUGUUUCUGUUUUCAAAAAUUGAACCUUAAAUUGGCACAUUGUGAAACUUUUCUGCAUUUAAAUGUACUUUGUAACUUGUUCAGGAAGGCAUUGUGAAAAGCAAAAUAAAGUCUCUAAUUUGGCAUUUUUUAAUUCAGUAAGUAACUCCCUUAUUCUGGUGCCAAGAAGGUCUUGAAAUGUUCACAUUAUUUUUAGUUUAGAAGAUGGGAUCUUUUGGAAAAGUACAUUUACUUCUCAGAAUUGGUCCCCAUUUACACCCAAAAGCAGAUACAUUUCAAAUCUUCCUGUGAACUAGAGCAUGCAGAACAAAACCAGGUAACAUACUUGGCUGAAUUUGUUGUCAGAUUGUGUUGGUGAUAGGAAGGUUACACUUACAGAACAUUAAGUCCUGGGACGAUUAUAAUAAAGGCACAUCUGGAGUUUUUUGGCUGUCAUCCCCUAAUGAUGACCCCAUUUCUAACAUCUUGGCUUCUGUAUUUGGUUUCUCAUAGCUGCAGUUGCCUUAUUUUGUUCCUAAGUUGCACUUCUAAAUUGGACAUUUUUCUCAGCUCCUAAUCUUUCUGUAUCCAGAUGUCAUGGAAAAAUGACAGAGCAGGAGUUCAAAUCUUUGGCUUCAAGCAUUUAAUAAAAUAGAUCUCCCAGGAAGUAAGCUGGUGAAUGUUAAAUUCUGCUUAAUCGUAGUUAGCUUCAGAGAUAACUUCUUUGUGUAAGUAUCAAUAAGGUGAGUUUGACUAGUAAGAGCAAUGAAAGUACAUUUGGUGAGGCAUGAUUCUGAAAGAGCACAUUCUACGUAUGGCUACACAUCAGGGAAGUGUAUACGUAUCUUUGAAUAUAUGUGGUGCACAGGAGUGUGUAGUUUGGAAAAAAAUACAAUUCAGGAAUCUCAAAGGAACAGACAUAGGUUUUCAGAACAUAUUCAUGACACACAGAAAUUGGGAAAUUGCAUGCAACUGCAUGACUAUGUGACCUGAGGAUUAGAAGGAAAGAUUGGUGUAUUUUUACAGGAUGAGGAUUCCUUUGAUGAUGGUGAGCCAUGCUUACCACUGGUGAAAAGGCCUUGUGCAUGUGCCAUCACUUCGGUGAUGGGGGUAGCAAACAUGUGGAAAUGUUCAAAUAUUAUUAAAAAUUUAAAAACAGGAUAAAAUAAAAUUGUAAUAGUUAAUAACAAACAUUAAAUAAAAAUUAAUUAAGUUGUCUCAUC